AUGAUAGACGAUCAGAGCAAUAGAACCUUAGCUCGUUCCAAGUUUUUUGAUCACUUUGGGUUAGAGGGCAAUGACUGUGUUUUCACGUUGAAUUCCUGCGGUGGGAGUGUUACAUUUUCUGGAAGAACAGCAGAGGGAUUCGUCAUUGAGCCAGUGUCAGCUGAACAGAAGUUGUACUUACCUAAAAUUAUAGAAUGUGACGAGAUUCCCAACAAUCGUAAGGAAAUACCGACUCCUGAAGUGGCGUCUGCAUAUCAACAUCUGUUGGAUAUUGCACCAUUAAUUCCUGAUUUGGAUCAUACAGCCGAGAUUCUGCUUCUCAUAGGAAGGGAUCUGAUCCAAGCACAUCAUGUGAUCGAACAAAAACUUGGGCCCCCAGACUUGCCGUUUGCGCAAAAACUCUACUUGGGGUGGACUAUUAUCGGUGAAGUGUGUUUGGGUAGUGCUCAUAGACCUAAUUCCAUUGUAGUGAAUAAGACUCAUGUGUUGGACAAUGGGCGUAGUACCCUACUUGAGCCUUGUGAUUCCAAGUUACUUAUCACACAAGAAAAACAUCAACAUGUUGUCGGUUCUUGUUCAGGAAUAUUCUGUACUACGGUGAAUGAUGAGACCCCUGGAAUGUCGACUGAGGACCGCCAGUUUCUGGAAAUAAUGGACAGGGAGUUCCACCGAGAUUCCUAUGGAAAAUGGACAGCCCCAUUACCCUUCCAACAUGAUAGGCCUGUGUUACCAAAUAAUUACACCCAAGCAAUGAGACGGGCUAUGAUCUUAGAUGCUUCGUUGAGAAAAAAUCCCACCAAACUUGGACAUGCCUUGGAAUUCAUGAGGAACAUUUUUGACAGAAAUCACACAGAGGUAGCCCCACCUCUGAAACCAAACGAAGAAUGUUGGUACCUACCAAUUUUCGGGGUGUACCACCCACUUAAACCGGAGAAGAUUCGCAUGGUGUUCGACUCUUCAGCUCGCUUCCAGGACUUGUCCCUGAACAGCGUACUUUUGUCAGGUCCAGACCUUACAAAUAGUCUCAUUGGAGUGUUGAUGCGUUUUAGGAUGGAAGCCGUAGCUGUGACCGCAGAUAUAGAGCAAAUGUUCCACUGCUUUGGUGUCUCAGAGAAACAUAGGAACUUCUUAAGAUUUUUAUGGUACACAGACAACGAUCCUACCAAGCCUCUAACCGAGUACCGCAUGACAGUCCAGGUUUUUGGAAACACCCCAUCACCUGCUGUAGCAACUUAUGGGUUUCGUUUUGCUGCCAUUCAAGCAGAACACAGCUUUGGGAAGGACGUAAGAGAGUUUGUGGAGCGGAACUUUUACGUGGAUGAUGGUCUGGUGUCCCUACCAACAUCACAAGAAGCCAUAGAUCUCCUACGACGAACUCAGGCCUUACUGACCCAUGGGAACCUCAGAUUACAUAAGAUUGCGUCUAAUGACCCUAGAGUGAUGCAGAGCUUUGAUGUGAAAGAUCUAGCAAAGGACUUGAUUGACUUAGAUAUUACACAUGAUGAUCUUCCAACCCAGAGGAGUCUAGGACUCGUGUGGGAUCUUCAGAGGGAUGCCUUUGGGUUUAAACUUACCAGGAAGGAGAAACCGUACACUAAAAGAGGAGUUUUAUCAUGUGUUAAUAGCCUGUACGACCCUCUAGGCUUCAUAGCGCCUAUCACUAUUCAGGGAAAGCUACUUCUUCGAGAAAUGACACAGGCACCUUCUGUAGACUGGGAUGCUCCCUUACCAGAAGAAUUCCAGAGCAGAUGGGAUGAUUGGACCCAAUCAUUGACUCGUCUUGGAGCAUUUAAUGUACCUCGUAAGUACCUACCCAUUGGCUUCUCACAGCUUCAAGAGAAGAAUGUACUGAUUUUCACAGAUGCCUCGGAGGUUGCUAUUGCUUCUGUUGUGAACCAAUGA
Saccostrea cuccullata (small rock oyster) is the source of this 1902-nucleotide messenger RNA. RefSeq lists its product as uncharacterized. NCBI's taxonomy places the organism in Eukaryota, Metazoa, Mollusca, Bivalvia, Ostreida, Ostreidae. The coding region runs from base 1 to 1902 and encodes 633 amino acids. The transcript has a single exon. The record is from RefSeq and is a predicted model, not a curated record.